AUGAGAAAAAAUUGCAAUCAUCUUGCUGCUCCACUGUUAAGGUCAUGCUCCUCGUCUCUGCAGAAAAAAAGCACCCAAUCCGGAAGAAUGGGCGAAUCAACUGAACUGGCCAUCGCGAAGGAUAUCACCCAAGUAAGCAACCCUCUCCAGCUCUUCUUCGUCUCUUCCUUGUUUGUUUUCUCCUUGGCCGGGCAUCGCUGAUCUCGUUCCACUCCGUUCAAAUCGACGCAGUUGAUUGGAAACACUCCGCUCGUAUACCUCAACAAUGUUGUGGACGGUUGUGUCGCGAAGAUCGCGGCCAAGCUGGAGAUGAUGGAGCCCUGUUCCAGCGUUAAGGAUCGGUAGUUCUUCUCGUCGGCUCUUUCAUUCCCCCUUCUGGGCAUUUUGGGUGGAUUCUCAUGAACUUUGAUACUUGUUGGCAGGAUUGGGUACAGCAUGAUCGCUGACGCCGAGGAGAAAGGGCUCAUCUCACCCGGGAAGGCGAGUCAACUCGUUUCAACCUGAGUUGUUUUUCUUGAUUUUCUUUAGUAUGCGGUAAGCUGAGCUGUGCUUGGUCUUCGUAUGCUUCUUCUUCUUUUUCGUCCUUUCUCUCUUUCAGAGCGUCCUCAUCGAGCCUACCAGUGGCAACACUGGCAUUGGUCUGGCCUUCAUGGCUGCCGCAAAGGGCUACAAGCUCGUGCUCACCAUGCCGGCAUCCAUGAGCCUUGAGAGAAGAAUCAUUUUGAAGGCUUUUGGGGCUGAAUUGGUGUUGACCGAUCCAGCUUCGGGGAUGAAAGGUGCCGUGCAGAAAGCCGAGCAGUUGGCUGCCAGGACGCCAAACUCUUAUAUCCUGCAGCAGUUUGAAAACCCGUCUAACCCGAAGGUGCUGGCUUCUCCUCCUGGCCGUCUCUCUUUGCCUGCUACACCUGACCUUUCUUCCUUCAUUAGAUUCACUAUGAGACGACGGGGCCUGAGAUCUGGAACAGCUCUGCUGGAACAGUUGAUGCUCUUGUUUCUGGCAUCGGAACCGGAGGUACAAUCACAGGGACAGGAAGAUAUCUCAAGGAGCAGAACCCGCAAGUCAAGGUUCGUUGACUUUUUGUACUGUUUCCUAAUCUGUCGGUUCCCCUUCUGUGCUCCUUGUCCCCUGCCCUGACCAGCACACUCCUGUCAUCUGUAAAGUUGUAUGGCGUGGAACCAACAGAGAGCGCUGUUCUCUCAGGGGGCAACCCAGGUAUGUUUCUCAGUGGCGGCUGUGUCGGAUGAAGAAAACAGGAAGUGGCGUGGAAUAUUCAGCUCCUAGCACGUGAAGGUGAGUAUUUGUAUUAAUCUGCGCCUGUCACAUUCAGGUCCUCACAAGAUCCAGGGAAUUGGCGCCGGUUUCGUGCCUGGUGUUUUGGACAUUGAUCUCGUCGAUGAAGUUAUCCAGGUGGGCAUCAGAGAAACCAGCCUAGUGUUCUUUGGUUGACUUCGGGUUUCGAUCUUGUCUCCUGACAUCUGGGUCUUUCUCGCAUAGUCAAGAUUGCAUGGGACACCUUAGUUGACUUGGCCUGAACGAGUGGCAUGGUAUUUGGUAAUGGGAUCCCAUUGUCUGCAUUCUUUCAGGCCUUAACCUCUUCUCUCUCGUCUACCAGGUCUCAAGCGAUGAGGCUAUUGAAACCGCGAAGCAGCUUGCGCUGAAGGAAGGCUUGCUGGUGAGCCGUCCAACUCCCCCAAGAGCCUUCUUCUUACUUGAUUAAAACAGGAGAAGAGACGGCACCUGUGGUCAGCAUCGUCUGAAACUGAUUACCCACCUGCUUGCAGGUCGGGAUAUCAUCUGGAGCGGCUGCCGCGGCUGCCAUCAAGAUCGCGCGCAGACCCGAGAAUGAAGGGAAGCUCAUAGUUGUGAGUCCAGCAAUCUCAUAUCUUUUUCAUCUCCACACCCCGUCUGAAUGGCCUACCAAGAUCGAAGCUUUCCGCCAUAUCCUUCAAGAACCUUACUUCUAUCACUUCAAAGCUGUUCAACGCGCUGUGGUGUUGCCUGCAGGUCGUCUUCCCGAGUUUCGGGGAGCGGUACCUCUCCUCGGUUCUUUUCCAGUCCCUGAAGAAGGAAGCGGAGAGCAUGGUCUUCGAGCCUUGA
Molecule: messenger RNA, 2098 nt
Organism: Spirodela intermedia
Lineage: Eukaryota; Viridiplantae; Streptophyta; Magnoliopsida; Alismatales; Araceae
Source: the annotation of a GenBank genome assembly